Molecule: messenger RNA, 10130 nt
Organism: Tympanuchus pallidicinctus (lesser prairie-chicken)
Lineage: Eukaryota; Metazoa; Chordata; Aves; Galliformes; Phasianidae
Gene: ROR1
Product: receptor tyrosine kinase like orphan receptor 1
Exons: 9
Coding region: 5911-8601 (896 amino acids)
Biological process (GO): multicellular organism development; positive regulation of canonical NF-kappaB signal transduction; protein phosphorylation
Cellular component (GO): signaling receptor complex
Molecular function (GO): protein binding; protein kinase activity; ATP binding
Source: RefSeq, a predicted model, not a curated record
AAAAGCUCUUUAUCUCGUCUUCUGUACAGAGGUGAGGUGUCUCUUCUGACAAACAGACCUUCUGCUAAAUCCAUGCUGGCAGCUUUGCUGGCAGAGCUGUUUUCAUGGAAUCACAGACUAGUUUGGGUUGGAAGGGACCUUAAAGCCCACCCAGUUCCAACCUCUGCCAUGGGGCCCAGAGGCUUGCCCAGGGCCCCAUCCAGCCUGGCCUCUGCGGAUGGGGGAGCCAUCUGUUUUGAGUCAGGACAAGUUAAAACCUAAGCCUCCCCAGCCUUGCUGCUGCUCAUGGUGUGCCUGAGCCCUGCUGCUGGAGCUCUGGUCCUCAGCAGCUGUGUGCUGGUGGGAAUGCCUGUCACUUAAUGAAGCACAAGGAAAGAAAUGCUGUGGCUUUUGCAUUCAGAGAAGAAAAGGAAAAAACACUGGAUUGGACCUGAUUUGUGUGUGAAAGGGAAGUUCAGUGUGGUCCAGCCCAUGCUCAUUGCUUAAACCCUCAUGCACAGAAAGGUGUCAGAGGGGGGCCUGUGCAAUCCAGGCUGAGUCCAAGGUGUGAGCAUGGUGCUUUUGGGGACUUUGAUCCCCUCAGUCAGAAAGGAUGCCUGGCUGGGUCUGGAGAGGAAAUGCCUUUCGUUUGGCAGUCACUGCCUUGAGCCUUCUCUGGGUGGCUCUGGCCACAUGUAACCCCCUGGAGUGCCUCCUGGGUCACUUCAGGCCAGGCCCGCCAGGAUGGCAGAGGAGCACAGGUGACACAGAACUGAAACCUGCUGUGUUUCACUCUGCUGUCACAUCUCUGCUCCUUUGCCUUCCCCUGGUGCAGCGCACUUGGGGCUUGUCUGCCCCUUUUUCUGUUCAAGCAAAUUGCUGCUGGGAAACCUCCUUUUGAGCUAUUUUCUAACAUGUGUACUGGCAAAUACUGAUUUCACUCUUGUGAUAGAUGUCUUUCUUCCCUGAGAGCUGGGCUGUGUUAAAAAUGUCCCAUGUCUGCAGCUGCCCUGUGCUCUUCCCUUUUAAUCUGCAGUGGAGGUUUGUCAUUGUGUGAAUGAAGCACUGGGUCUUUAAUGAAGGAUGCUGCUUCCACUCCACGUCAGGAAUCAUUAGUGCAGACACUGCUGGGACUUGUUGCUAAAGGAAUGGGUUUGCCAGUGCCCAAAUUAAUCCAGGAAUUGCCUGGCUUCUGAGCACUCAAAGCCUAAAUCUACUUGACAGCUUCUGGAGGGACAAAUAUGGUGUGGAAAUAUUUGAUCUCUCAGCCAGCUAAUAACUUGAAAACAAUGUAAGUCAGUGAUUAUAAAAUGCUCUGAGAGACAAAAGGAGAAUUUACAUUUGCAUCGUAGAGCUUCAGUCCAGCGUGACUCUCAAAACAAGCUGCAGUUGCAGAUAAUGCAUUUGUACUUUGUGUGGACAUCUUCACCUCUCAGAGCCCCUUGGAAGCCGGGUCACAUCCUCCUGGUGGCACAGACUGGGGUGACCCGGUGCUGUGUGCACUGCUGACACAGGAGGCUGGUGUGCCAUUUGGGGGGAGCAGUGGAGCGGUAUUAUCUGUGCCACGUGUGCUCCUCCCGACACAGCCACGUUCUGGGCAAGUGAAUGAAAGCCCAUUCCUUGGGGCUUCGGCAGUGUGUAACAUCUCCAGGGCCAGGCACAAAGCUUCCUGUGCUCUCACAGCUUUGCCGUGGGUACGGUUGCUCCUUCCCCUAAAGCACAGCACGUUGCCCCACCGGCUCGCUGAGCAGCACGCAGCUCGGCCCAAGUGCCAGCAAGCUCAUUGUGAGCACACAGCAAACGAAGGUAAAUUGCUAGGACAACUCACUUAGCUCCAAGGGAGACCCUCACCUGAAGCUACCAGGUUUCGUUAUUCAUCAUUUUCUCUGGAAGUUCACUUUUGCCCUGGGGCUGCAUUACGGUGCGUUGCUUCCAAGGCUGCGGCUGCCUGCAGCAGCGGAGCAGUGUGCUCAGCCCAUGCUGCUCUCACUGGGCAAUGGAGGUGUUUGCAGAGCCUCAGCCCCUCCGAGCUUCUGAGUAUUUGCAUGAAAAAUUACCGCUGCUCUCUUUGCUUCUCUUCAGGCUCACGCUGUAGGCUGCUGUCCCAAAGGAGCCCAAUCAGAUCCAGAUGUCUCACCAGUUGUAUGUGUUUUUUAAUCUGUAUCCCAACUUCACAUAAGGCAGUAUCUGAUUUCUACAUGCAGUCUCCACCGCCCAGAAACGAAAAUACAUCUCAAGCAAAAAGCAAGACAUUCAAGGAGUGGAAGUCCUCCCAGGAGUAGAAAGAAGCACCAGAUCUCAGGUUUCUUGUCUCAGCCUCGGAGCCAGAAGCCGGGUGCAGUGGUGGCAGGGUCACUGUAGCACUUGGGAUGAUGGUUUGUUCUGCUGGGAUUGGUGAACGGUGAACCCACCACCUCUCUGGGCACCUUGUGCCAGUGCCUCGCUGCCCCUGUAACAAAAAGAAUUGGAUCUGGGAGGAUUGGGGCCAGCAAACCUGAGCUGGGGCUGGGAAGAAGCAGGGCUGUGUGGGUGAGGAGGAGGAAGGUGAGUUAACAGCAAGGCUCAGGAGCUGGUGCUGCGUGGAGGUGAGGGGCGUGGAUGAUGUAUGGACACCAGAAGGAGUUCAAGUUUCAGAGCAAUGAUUGGUGGCGCAGGGUGACAGCCAGACAUGCUGUGUGUUGGUGUGCAGCUCCCUGCAAAGGGCUCCUUGAGUCACUCCUGUGAACCUCCCUGCGCCUACAGCGGAAAGAAAAGUCAGAAACGAUGCUUUUUGGAGGGAAUGAAUGGGCAAAGAGAGGCAGUGCUGUGUCCCAGUGAAGCUGCAGAGCUCUGUACCAUUCCACUCUGUGUUUGUGCACUGCUCCUUGGAGAAUGGGGAAGCUGGAGGGGAGCGGAGGAGUUUAGGAAGUUCACAAGCAGAGCGUUUGUGUUGUUUCUGGCAUGGAAUUACCGGCUGUGGGCGUCCCUUCGUGGUGCCAUCCACCUCCCACAGCCACAACCGACCCCACUGCUCCCAUUAAGGGAGGCUCCGUCGGUUCCCGGCACAGCAAGGCUUGGGCUGUGGGUUGGGCCACAAGCAAGGUGCAGCCGGAGCCAGAACGAAGCUGAUCAGUGUGGGAUGGAGUGCUGGAGGCAGCUGCUGCUGAAAUGAGGCACAGUGCUCUGCCUGCUGCUCGGGGCCACGUGGGAUCCCCACAGAGAGCCGCAGUCCUCAGCUUUGUGCACAGAUGUGAGCGCAGUCACUGGUGUCCCCUCCCUGGGCAGAACACGCUGCUGACGUCUGGUUGUGGCUGUGCUAAUGCUGUGCGUUAGUCCUGAAAGAGAAAGGGGAAAGAGAGAGAAGGGUUUGUGUCUUCUCCUGACUAUGCAAAACCGAAUGAAACAGGAGACAGAGGCUACAAAUCCACCCUGUCCCAGUGCAGCCCAAAGAUAAAAGCGUUAAAAUGCUCUGUAAUUAGAGCCAGCCUCAAAGAAGACUUUCUAUGACGGCAGUAGGUCAGAUGCUCAGCUCUUACACCCUAUGGCACAGAAUGAAAGAACGCAAUUUUUCAGCGGUGCUGGGGUUCUCAUUUGGCUCAGCAGCAGCUCAGAGGUAUUUUUCCUUUUGUAAGAAAUAGGAACUGAUGGUGAGAUUCUGACUGCUUGGGUGGCACAGAAAUUGUAUAUAUAUAUUUAAAUGAUGGUCUUUUCUGGUUCCUAUACCUUUCAACAUAAGCACUGCCUUUUACAAAGAAACAAGGCAAAGUGAAAGCAUCAGUUAUAUGCAGCAUAGGCUCAAGCAGUUGAUUAGUACGUGUUACUCUGAAAGUUACAUCAGUUUGUAAGGUUGCUGAAUGGCCCCCCUGGCCCUGCUGGGCUCAGCCAGGAGCACACGAGCUCCUACAGACUGCAGAGGCGAGUGCUCCCUGUGCAGGUCAGCGCUCAGCUUUGAGCGUCCUGCUGAUUAAACUUGCUUUCGUGGAGACAGAGGCUCUGGGUUAUAUGGAGAGUAGAAGAGUCACAGGGCUUAGCUUAAGGGCUGAUUUCUAAUCUGGGAUGACAGCAUUCAUAGCCUGUGCUAUAACCACCUAUUCAAGCUUAUUUUUGAAAUUCUGCUUUUUCAGUGUUCAAACUGAAAACUCAGUUACCAGCGAUCCCCAAACGCUUCCUGAAAUCAAGAGCUGAACUCCUGAAUGAGCAGCACGUGGCUGUCACCUCCUGCACCUCGCUGCUCAGAGCUCUGCAGCCUGAUCUCCUGAAGCCCUGGGCAGCCACCCCACCUCUCUGCACCUCUUCUAGGUGACACUGGGGCUGUGGCACUGAGGGAUGUGGUCAGCGGGCAUGGAGCAGGUGGGGUGUGGAUUGGGGAGCUUACAGGAGCACAACACUGCUGGGCAUCACUGGUGUUGUUUGCAGCUUUAAAAACAUGGUUUCAAGACUUGAAUUCAGGGAUGAGAGAGAAAGAAACGUGGCAGAACACAGACAGAGCCACUGGGUUGAUGUUUGGGGAAUGUCACAGUGCAUGAGGGAGUUAGGGUAGGGGUUAGACUUACUAGGCUUUGCGUUUGAGUUAGAGUGAGCUCGGCCUUGGGUUUGAGUUAGGGUUAGGGUUGGGUUCAUAACUUGCUCUGUUGGUAGUAAUGUGAUGCCAGACACGAGCUGCCAGCUUUUAGCUGUGUGUGUGAUAUUGAAGUCUGCGUGUAACGAGAGCCCUGAGGACAGCCCCAAACUGUGCUCUGCUCCUGCCCAACUGUGGGUGCAGGGAACACGCUGCUGGUCCUGGGAUGUAGAGCGGGGGAGCCCAGAGCUGCAGGGCAUGCACAAUUUGGCAGGCUGGCUUGUGCAAUCAGGGCAGCGCUCUUAAAGCAAAGUUUUCUGUAAUUUCAAGAUUAAAUUUCUGAUCUGUGUGCUUGUUACUUCGAAUGGAAGAAGCUUACUGUAAAUUGAAGCAGUUUACUGUUUACUGUAUUGCAAAGCAAUACGUGGGCAGGGCUGUUGAUUAGUGCCCAGCUCCCAGCAACAGGUGGGACAGCAGAGCUUCUGGCACCACCUCAAGCAUUCACUGCUGAAAACAUUUAGGUCAGCACUGGCAAUGUAGGAUUUUGUUCUUCUGUUUUCACAAACAAAUGAAAAAAAAACCAAAAAAGAAACAAGAAGAGAUGGAAUGGAUCCAUGCAAAUUAAAAAGCAGCAGGAACGGAACUGGGCAUUCACAGUUUCAAGUACUGGUAAGCUCUCUAUCAUAGAGGGAAUCAAAGGCAAUUUUUAAGCAGCUAUUGUGUGUUCUGCUUUGAACUGAUUGUUGUUAAUGUCUCAUUAAAAGCAGCUGAGCUGCAUUAUUCAAUUUUCCAUACUGGCCUGGAAGCCCACAGUGUGGCUGACUGCUCCGAUGGGUGGCUGUUAAACUCCUUCUGUGGCAGAAAGAAGGAACAGAAUAAAUAACAGGCAACUGAUUUUUUCUGCCUUGGCCAGGUGAGCCAAUGCUGAAGUGCACAUAACUCCAGGGUAUUGCAUAGGAGUUGCUUUUCUGAUGCAGGGAGGUGCUGGAGAUUCCUCCCACCUGCACUGAUUCCUGCACAGUGGUGCACUGCGAUUUUGUAGCUCAGUGUCACUGGAUCUUUUGUCCACCUUAACUUCUAGACUUUCUUUCCAUCUGUCUUUUUUUCCCUCCUUUGUAUCCAACUUCUUCUUUUUUUCCUUCUCCUUUAGUUUCCCAACGUUCCAUCAUCUCCAUGCAUGAUAUUUUUUCCCUUCUCGUUUUUCCCUUCUGGGUUUUUCUCUUUUGUGGUACAGGAGCACAGACUUCAAGAUCAGUAUCUCCCUUCACCAUCUUCACCUCUCCAUUUGCCUGUGUUUUCAGCAUCAACUGAAAUUCCCUUUGUAUGGCUCCAGCUCAUGUGAUUGAGGAGUUGCUGUACGAUCAGGAGCAAAUUCAUCCGUGGUUGUUGAUUUCAUGCCUACGUCAUCAUGGAACAUCUCAAGUGAGCUAGAUAAAGAUUACUUCUUGACGCUCGACGAGCCGAUGAACAACAUCACCACCACUCUUGGCCAGACCGCAGAGCUGCACUGUAAGGUGUCCGGCAAUCCUCCGCCCACCGUGCGCUGGCUGAAGAACGACGCUCCCGUGGUCCAGGAGCCCCGGCGCAUCUCCUUCCGUGCCACCAGCUACGGCUCCCGGCUGAGGAUCAGGAACCUGGACACCACCGACACCGGCUACUUCCAGUGCGUCGCCACCAACGGCAGGAAGACUGUUUCUACGACCGGUGUGCUGUUUGUCAAAUUCGGUCCCCCACCAACAGCAAGUCCAGGAUCAUCGGAUGAGUACGAAGAGGAUGGUUUUUGCCAGCCCUACCGAGGGAUCGCUUGUGCACGGUUUAUUGGAAAUCGGACCAUUUAUAUGGAGUCUUUGCAUAUGCAAGGUGAAAUAGAAAAUCAGAUCACAGCUGCCUUCACCAUGAUUGGCACUUCCAGCCAUUUGUCGGAUAAAUGCUCCCAGUUUGCUAUUCCUUCACUCUGCCACUACGCCUUCCCCUACUGCGAUGAGACUUCCCCAGCUCCCAAGCCCCGGGACCUGUGCCGCGACGAGUGUGAAAUUCUGGAAAACGUCCUGUGUCAGACCGAGUACAUCUUUGCUAGAUCCAACCCCAUGAUUCUGAUGAGAUUAAAGCUGCCCAACUGUGAAGAUCUUCCCCAGCCAGACAGCCCGGAAGCCGUCAAUUGUAUUCGGAUUGGGAUUCCCAUGGCAGACCCCAUAAAUAAAAAUCACAAAUGCUACAACAGCACAGGGGUGGACUACCGGGGCACGGUGAGUGUGACCAGGUCGGGGCGGCAGUGCCAGCCGUGGAACUCGCAGUACCCGCACACGCACACCUUCACUGCCAUCAGGUACCCGGAGCUCAACGGGGGGCACUCCUACUGCCGCAACCCCGGCAACCAGAAGGACGCCCCGUGGUGCUUCACCUUGGAUGAGAAUUUCAAGUCCGAGAUCUGCGACGUCCCGGCAUGUGAUUAUAAGGAUGCCAAAGAAAAGAAUAAAAUGGAAAUCUUGUAUAUCCUGGUGCCAAGUGUUACUAUUCCCCUGGCCAUAGCAUUGCUCUUCUUCUUCAUCUGCAUCUGUCGCAACAACCAGAAGUCGUCCUCCCCUCCAGUUCAGAGACAGCCAAAGCACGUCAGAGGGCAGAAUGUGGAGAUGUCGAUGCUCAACGCCUAUAAACCAAAGAGCAAGGCUAAGGAGUUGCCUCUCUCUGCUGUUCGUUUCAUGGAAGAACUGGGUGAAUGUGCUUUCGGCAAAAUCUACAAGGGACACCUCUACCUUCCAGGCAUGGACCAUGCUCAGCUCAUUGCAAUCAAGACACUGAAAGACUUUAACAACCCCCAGCAGUGGGCAGAGUUCCAGCAAGAAGCAUCUCUUAUGGCCGAGCUCCACCACCCUAACAUCGUUUGUCUCUUAGGUGUGGUGACCCAGGAGCAGCCUGUCUGCAUGCUCUUUGAGUACAUGAACCAAGGAGACCUGCACGAGUUCCUCAUCAUGAGAUCACCGCACUCAGAUGUUGGGUGUAGCAGCGAUGAGGAUGGAACUGUAAAAUCCAGCCUGGACCACGGGGACUUCCUGCAUAUUGCAGUCCAGAUUGCAGCAGGGAUGGAAUACUUAUCAAGCCAUUUCUUUGUCCAUAAAGAUCUUGCGACUCGUAACAUUUUAAUUGGAGAACAGCUUCACGUGAAAAUAUCAGACCUUGGACUCUCGAGAGAAAUCUACUCAGCAGAUUAUUACAGAGUUCAAAACAAAUCUCUUUUGCCGAUUCGCUGGAUGCCACCGGAGGCGAUAAUGUACGGCAAGUUCUCUUCUGAUUCAGAUAUUUGGUCAUUCGGAGUUGUUUUAUGGGAGAUAUUCAGCUUUGGACUUCAACCGUAUUAUGGAUUUAGCAAUCAAGAAGUCAUAGAGAUGAUCAGGAAACGACAGCUGCUGCCGUGCUCUGAAGACUGCCCUCCUCGAAUGUACAGCCUGAUGACGGAGUGCUGGCACGACCUGCCCUCUCGGAGGCCGCGAUUCAAAGAAAUCCACGCCAGGCUGCGCUCCUGGGAGGGCCUGUCAAGCCACACUAGUUCUACCACCCCCUCAGGUGGGAACGCCACCACUCAGACAACUUCCCUCAGCGCAAGCCCCGUCAGUAACCUGAGUAAUCCCAGGUACCCUAACUACAUGUUUCCAGCACAAGGCAUAGCGCAAGGCCAAAUCGCCGGGUUCAUAGGGCCGCCCUUACCUCAAAACCAGCGGUACAUCCCGAUCAACGGGUACCCGAUUCCCGCAGGCUAUGCCGCUUUCCCAGCCGCCCACUUCCAGCCGCAGGGCCCGCCCAGGGUCAUCCAGCACUGUCCUCCUCCAAAGAGCCGAUCUCCCAGCAGUGCCAGCGGAUCCACUAGCACGGGUCACGUCACAAGUUUGCCAUCGUCAGGAUCCAACCAGGAGGCAAACAUCCCUUUGCUGUCCCAUAUGUCGAUCCCCAGUCACCCGGGCGGAAUCGGUAUAACCGUUUUUGGAAACAAAACUCAAAAACCGUACAAAAUUGACUCGAAGCAGUCUUCCCUACUAGGAGACUCGAGCAUCCACGGACCUAAUGAAUCUAUGAUUUCAGCUGAAUUGUAAAUAAGGGAGGCCUUUGUAAAUAUAACUAUUUACGAUACAAACUAGAAAGUAGUAGAAAAGAUUUAUAUUCAAAUAUUUUAUUAAAGAUUCUUCUGGUUGUUUAACAGACAUCGCAGCAAGUAUCUUCUGUGAAGUUUAACUGCUUGACAGGAUGGGCAGAGCAACCAGACAAAGAUCCUUGUGGUAUGAAUACUCAGCUUUGUGAAUGGACGCAUUGUUUCUCCAAGUGCCACCGACAGCUCCAAGAGGGGAAAGGGGGAAUUUUUUUGAAGCAAGAACAUUUUAUCAUACGCUUUUUCACAGCUUGUUAAGCCUCUGAUGUGGUUUAAAUCACAGGAAUUUUUUAAUGCUGAAAACGUAUUUUAAUAUUUGUCUCUUUUUUUAGGAGAUGCAAAUAUUCGGCGAUCUACUGGGUGUGCAAUUUCAGUUCCAAUAGCUAGUUAAAAUAUUUGCAGUCGAGGAUUAUGUUUCAAGUAUGCGAACUGAGAGCUGGAUAAAUUCCUUCAGGUAGGAUUUUGGUCUUGUGUUACGUUGGGAGUCUGAGUCCAGAUUCAGGCCAAAAAGGGCGUUUUACACGCCACAAUAGCUUGAGUUAUCAGCUUGAGAAAACCAUCUGCUAUUGGCUGCUGAAGAUGGCUGGAGUUGUAAGAAAUUGCCUUAAAGGAAAUGAAAUUAAAGUGCUUUAAUUUCAGAACCUGAAUCAACUUCUUGAAAGACAACAUUUCGUAAUUUUUAUAGGUAGAUAAAGUGGAAAUUGUGUAUCCUUUUGUUGCUAUGCAACUGUUUAAUGGAAAGGCUCCAAACAACAGUUUUAUAUAUGACAGUUUUUUCCCAGUAAUAUUUAUUGUUUCAGAUCAAUACGUAAUUUCAGUGACUAUGACUCCAGUAACCCUGAAAGAAGGGAAACUCGCAUUCCAUCAGGCAGCAGAUCCGUUGAUAGCAAUUUACGGUCAAUUUUAAUAAUGUGAAUUAAUUUUCAUCCUAGAAACAUGACAUGCAUUAAUUACUAAAAUGUAUUCAGGUAUGAGCAAUCUACAAUAUUCAUUUGAAACCACUUUAAUGAGUUACAGAAGUGCUGUGUACCUUAACGACUUUUCGCAGUCUCUCUUUUGUACUGAAUCGUAUUUUUUAUUGUACACAAUGGAAACAAUCUUUGCUCAGUUGACAGUGUUGUAUAAUAUGACUUUAUUUUUAUCUUUUUGCACAAAAGUGUGAUGAUGUUUUGUACAGCAGAAGUGAAAAUACAUCUCUGCAUUUUAUAUCUUGGUCUGUUUCUUUUUAUUUUUACCCUGAUGUAGAUGUUCUUGAAAUAUAUUAUGGUGAUAUUCAGCCACUACCUUAUGCAAAUAUUUUUCUUUGUUUUCACUGCAUGCGUUUAAUCACUGUAUUACUUGACGAUUGAUUUAUUAAUUACGGGCAUUUCAAUUAGGCAAGCAUGAAAAUGUAAUAACAAAGGCUAUUUUAUAACGAAGAUAUGUGCAUUUUUGUAUUUCACAUGCCAGAGAUGAUAUUAAACACUGAUUAUUUUA